AUGACGUCGCCACCCGAUAUCGACCCAUAUGUGGUGCUGGGGGUUUCCAAGGAAGCCUCCGUCACCGAGAUCCGGGCCGCCCAUCGCAAACGGGUCCUGAAGUGCCAUCCCGACAAGAUUCAAGAUGAGUCGCAGCGAAAUGCCGCCCAAGAUGAGUUUCAGCGAGUGCAGCAGGCCUAUGAACUCCUGUCCGACGAAACACGACGAACCCGCUACGACCAGAAGGCGAAGCUGGCAGAGCUCAAGCGCGAAAUCCUGGAGCAACGCAGACGGACGAACGAGUCCUCAACGUAUCCAUUCCCACGGGGCAGUGGAAGCGGAGGUCCCCGUGAGGUGCGGGAGGGUCGCGUUUUUGAGGAACGGGUGCCGGUGGAUGCCUUCUUGGAUGAGGCCUUGCGCUUUACGGAGGAGCCCCGUUCAAUGUCGCGCAAGUACGAUGAUUUUGGCGUGCGAUCCAAGCCGAAGCCGACUGAGGAGAAGAUGAAACCCCGCACCCCCAUGAGCAGCCAGCGAGCGGCCAAGGAGCUUCGUGAGACGACCAAACUGAAGCAAGCCGACCGGGCCAAGCAACGGGACCGCGAGCGCCGUCGCCAAGCGUCCGCCAAGUAUGAGGCAUACGACUCUUAUGCGGAGUCGGACAGCGCCUCUGAUUCCAGUGACUCCGACGUGUACGUGCGUCUGAAGCGGCCGACACGCCGGUCGCGUGAGUCCCGUGAGCCACUGGAAUCGCGAGCCCGGCCAACAGAAUCCGCGCGGCAUCAUGGUCGUGCCUACGAGGAUGACGAGGACGAUGAGCUUGCCGGCCGAUUUCACAACAAGCUGGAUAGCUGGCAUCACUUGGCGGAGGAGCAUAUCCAGCGCUCGAAGUAUGAAGGUCCGCGAAGCUCGCGGUCCCCACAGCGCCACCGUGGUUACGAGUCGGCCGAACCGGAGGCGAACAUGGCGCGGCGCGCGGCUCGGUCCUCCCGCUCCACCCGGAAUCAGUCAACCUCGCGACACAACUCCUAUGAGCACCUGGAACCCUCGCGGAGAGACCGCGAGGAAUUCAAGGCUCCCAAGAUGCCCAGUUCAUCCACCUCCCCCGGCUACAAGUCCUCCAUUCGCCCAUCGCUGUUCGGAGCACGCGCUACCACUUCCACGGGUUUCACCCGCCCCAAGCGCGAGAAUUCCAGUCGCGAGGAGCCGGACCUGGAGAAAAUGGUCCGCGAACCAGUCCCUCCACGGUCCACACGACGCUACGACUCCGGCUACUCUAGCCCCAGCACUCCCGAGAUGGCCCCGAGAGGCACCUCGCCUAAGACCACCACCUCCCGCUACAAGAUUGUGGACCCUGUGAUCAUCGAACCUUCGCCGAAAUCCUCCAAGUACCGCUCCAUAUCCCCUGAACGGAGUCGAAUGGGACCCAAGCGAGCCAGCACAUUUGCCGCCGACUCCCCCCGCGUCGAGGUCCGCUCUGUGCGACCCGUGCGGCAGUACGAGGAUGUCGAGUAUACUCCUCGUCCUCGGGCCCAGGAUAUCAAGUACGCUCGUGAGAUCCGGCCCAGCGACGCACAGGUCUCGCCCGGCCGAUCUCACUACUACACCGACCACCGCCAUCCUCCACCGGGCAGACGUCAGUCUGCCUUCGCAUAA
Molecule: messenger RNA, 1632 nt
Organism: Penicillium canariense
Lineage: Eukaryota; Fungi; Ascomycota; Eurotiomycetes; Eurotiales; Aspergillaceae
Product: J domain-containing protein
Exons: 1
Coding region: 1-1632 (543 amino acids)
Cellular component (GO): cytoplasm; nucleus
Molecular function (GO): heat shock protein binding
Source: RefSeq, a predicted model, not a curated record